AUGUGCCCUCUCGAUAGCCCGCAGCGGCAAACCGCACACCGCAGCGGGGCCCAAGGGCCCUUUUUUCCCCUCCCGCUACACACACGCACACGCGAAGACGAAGUGGACGUGCCGGCGGCCCCCACCCCGCCCCUCCCGCGCCCGCCUUCGCAGCGCCCACGUCGUUUGCUCCCCGACCCCGCGAACUCCCCACCCCACGCGGGACUCUCGCCGGACGCCACGCAGCCCCACGCGACACUCACCAGCAGCCGCCGCGAAAAGAAAACGUCACCAACGGCAGCCGCCCCCUCCCCCACCGAAGCGCCCGCAGCACGUGCACGAGCGCCGUGCCGGCGGCCGCCACUUCCCCCGAGUCCUCCGGCAGCCACGCCCCCCGCCCGUGCACCGCCGCAGUCGCCGCAGCCGCAGUUCGCACGCAUCAUGCAGGACGCCGUGCGAGGCGACGCUGCCUCCCGCAUGCGUCGUGCAGUUUCUGUUUUUCUUUUGGCUCACCGCGACUGUCUGCGCCUCCGUGGCGGCGACGGAUGA
Molecule: messenger RNA, 528 nt
Organism: Trypanosoma conorhini
Lineage: Eukaryota; Euglenozoa; Kinetoplastea; Trypanosomatida; Trypanosomatidae
Exons: 1
Coding region: 1-528 (175 amino acids)
Source: RefSeq, a predicted model, not a curated record